CCGAGAAAGAGAUCGGUUACCUGGUUACAGAGAAAGAUGGUACGCUAGUAAUGUAAUGUGAUUCUUUUCAGUUCAGUCUUGGUGCAGAUUCGGGCAGACAGGGUUUAUUUUGGUAGUAUUCAUUUAGAAUGUUAACACGCUUUAUAGAUUACUUAAAUACAGAAUUUCCUCAGUGGGAUACAUUUUGAUUAAAUACGUAUUAUAACGUUACGCGAUUUAUUUUUCAUUUUUUUACCUGUGGAAUCUCAACAACGCUGAUAAUCACUUUGGUCAAAGGACAAAUGGAGAAUCACUGAGCAGAAUUACCGUCCCGUCCACUUUGCAUCUAUGGAAAUUAUCCGAAGUUCCUCCACACAGCCGGGAAUGCCUGAGGCUUGGGGCAACGGCAGCGUCCUGCUCGGCGCCAUUUCCACCCAGUUCCCGCUCCUCCGAAACGACACCCUCAGCAACGGCACGCUCGCGUUUCCCGACGCCGGGGGCGGCUCCAGCCCCAUCGUGGCGGGGGUCCUGAUCCCCCUCAUCUACAUCACCGUCUGCGUCAUCGGCCUGGGCGGGAACUCGCUGGUCAUCCACAUUGUGCUGCGCUACUCCAAGACCGAGUCGGUCACCAACAUCUACAUCCUGAACCUGGCCAUCGCCGACGAGCUCUUCAUGCUGGGCCUGCCCUUCCUGGCCGCGCAGAACGCCUUGCUCUACUGGCCCUUCGGCUCCUUCAUGUGCCGCCUGGUGAUGACCGUGGACGGCAUCAACCAGUUCACCAGCAUCUUCUGCCUGACGGUCAUGAGCAUCGACCGCUACCUGGCCGUGGUCCACCCCAUCCGCUCGUCCAAGUGGCGCAAGCCCCAGGUGGCCAAGGCCGUCAACGUGACCGUGUGGGUGGUGUCCUUCGUCGUGGUGCUGCCCGUGGUCAUCUUCGCCGACGUCCUCCAGGACGAGGGGACCUGCAACAUCAUCUGGCCGGAGCCGGCGGGCGUCUGGAAGGCGUCGUUCAUCAUCUGCACCGCCACCGUGGGCUUCUUCGGCCCCCUCCUGGUCAUCUGCCUCUGCUACCUGCUCAUCGUCAUCAAGGUCCGCAGCUCGGGGAAGAAGGUGCGCUCCACCUCCACCAGGCGGCGCCGGUCGGAGCGCAGGGUCACCCUGAUGGUGGUCAUCGUGGUGGCGGUGUUCGUCUUCUGCUGGCUGCCCUUCUACGCCCUCAACAUCAUCAACCUGGUGGUGCUGCUGCCCCCCGACUUCCGCGGGCUCUACUACUUCGUGGUGGUCCUGUCCUACGCCAACAGCUGCGCCAACCCCGUAGUGUACGGCUUCCUCUCCGAAAACUUCAAGCAGGGCUUCCGGAAGGCCCUGUGCCGCCUGUCCCGGAAGGUGGAGAGCGAGGAGCAGCUGGGGACCGACCACCCGCAGCACCAGCAGGGGAGAAGGGUGGCGCUGGAGCCCCGGGACAGCGUGAGAAUAGCCAUGAGAGGAGGCGGCCUCCGGGUCAAAGGGGAGGCCGUGGAGAUGACGGAGACCUGCAGGACUGCGCAGCAGGCGAGCGGUAACGGGCAGCUGGAAGGACCCAGGACCCUGUUCCUCCCAAGGGAGAAAACAGGAGGGCCCUCUGCGGGAGUCCCCCCGUGUGACAGGGCUCAAAGCAGGGAGCCCAACGGGAAAGGUCCAGGCUUGGGGCCUACGGCAGCCCUCCCCGUGCUAGUCAACGGGGCCAAAAACAGCACCGUAAAGCCGCUGCCCGAGGAGGCAGUGGAGAAGAACGGUACACUGGAGAUUAGUUAUCUUUGAGGGAUGAAAACCUGCAUUCAUUUCUUAUCAGCCUUCAUGUUAUUCUCCCUAAGUAAACUCUCAGUACCUUUACAGCAUCAUUCUGCUUAGCCUACGAGUGGAAUAGGCUAAAAAUAUCUAACUGAUCUGUGAGAAUGUGCAGAGAUCAAAAGUCUUGAAUUUAUUUCAGGAUUUGGUAUAUCUACAUACAUAUAUGGAUAUAAGCAUAUUCUCUACUAUAUUUUUGUGAGAAAUGUGUCUAUCAGCCUGGCUCUAGUUGUACAUAAUAUUGACAUGGUGACAUGACAUGAAAAGUAUCUAUGGUGAUUUUAUUUUCAGAUAGAAAGUUAGAAUUUGUGUAACAUGUUUUACAAUGGGAAUGUAAAUAACAGCUGUUUCGGAAAGUGUUUGACUGACCAUACUGAAAUUAUGAGAAACUGCUGACGGAUUAAUGAUGACAUUUGUGUUCACUUCGUCAAAUGUAAUUCACUUAACACAUAAUUCAUUCACGCAUUCCCCUUGCAAAUAAAUCCAGUGCUCUUCAGUGAGUACUUAGAUUAAGCAUGAAGAAGAAGGGCUCUCACUGCAGGAAGCUAAAAGGUGAGCAGCUGCCUCUGUACUGCUGUACUGGCUGAGUCUGCAUUGUCAUCAUUAUGCUAAUGCCUGCAAACAGAUCAUUUUUAUUGGCUUGUUUGGCCAACAUGUCAGCGCCCUAACAUACCACCGAGAAGCAGAAGUUGUAUUUCAUGGCUACAAGGAGGAAUGUGCAAACCACAUCAGCCACGUUGUUCAGUAUAUCCCUUGCUCUGCACUACAGAGGAGCGUCUGCAGCUUAACGUACGAGCCAGCUAUCUAUGGCACUGUCGAAAUUAAGCGGGUCUAAAUUAUGACAUUGUUAUAUCAUGGAUCUACAUAACACAUUUAGCUACUUAAUACAAUGUAAAUCAUAAUACCGAUAAGGUAUUAGCCAUGGUGUGUUGUACAUGCGGCUAAAAAUAUAAAGCAACACAUGUGACAUCGAUAAUGAACACACACAC
Anguilla anguilla (European eel) is the source of this 2795-nucleotide messenger RNA. Its product is annotated as somatostatin receptor type 5-like. Lineage: Eukaryota; Metazoa; Chordata; Actinopteri; Anguilliformes; Anguillidae. The transcript has 2 exons. Gene Ontology annotation, molecular function: somatostatin receptor activity; neuropeptide binding. Bases 328 to 1779 code for a protein of 483 amino acids. Gene Ontology annotation, cellular component: neuron projection; membrane. Gene Ontology annotation, biological process: neuropeptide signaling pathway. The record is from RefSeq and is a predicted model, not a curated record.